Messenger RNA from Blastomyces dermatitidis ER-3, 507 nucleotides. Its product is annotated as nucleoside-diphosphate-sugar epimerase. Lineage: Eukaryota; Fungi; Ascomycota; Eurotiomycetes; Onygenales; Ajellomycetaceae. The coding region runs from base 1 to 507 and encodes 168 amino acids. The record is from RefSeq and is a predicted model, not a curated record. The transcript is spliced from 3 exons.
AUGGCAGAAGGGAAGCCAGGAGUAACUGUCAUUGAGCACAAAAAUUUCAAUGAGUAUCCUACAUCGCUGCUGAAACUGCUUGAGGGGGCUGAGGGUUUGUUUACAUUUCAGGCCACAACAAAGCCAGGCAAAUUCACCCAACUUUUCGCAACCGUCAAAGGCGAAUGCGAACAACCCCUAAUCGAAAUGGCACACAAAAUCCCAGCGUUCAAGCCCUAUUCUCUCCAGCCAGCUUUCGUCGAUUCAGUCUCUGAUGAAGCAGUGAAGCAAGCAACAGCCAACCGCCAACUUCCGCUGAGCUAUCGGGUUCUGGGUGCUUUUACCCCAUUGAUUAGGAAUUUUAUUCCGAGUAUAGUUUCACCGACUCAGGACAUUGGGUUGGCGGCGACGGUGUUGGCGAUGGGCGAUGGGAAGGGUCUGGAUGGUUCUGGUGUAUCGGAAGGUGGCCGCAUUCUGAGUAAUGAAGCUAUUCGAAGGAUUGCGAAGGAUGGGUUUACCUCAGGUUGA